ACGUAGCCAGACUUAAAAUCGUGCAGUCGUGUCCAAAAAAAUCUUAUAAGAACAAAAAAGAACUUUUCUGAUUUUUUCCUAAUCAUCAGAUUUUAUAAAUAAAUUGAUAAGACUCAUUAAUAUUAUAAAAAUCACUAACAAUGGCAGAUGAACAGCCAAAUCUCCUCGCAGGUCAUCCUCCAGCAGUCAAAGCUGGUGGCAUGAGAAUCACGCAGCAUAAGGCACCCAAUACAGAGCGUCCAGCAAAAGAUGCCGAAGAUUGCACUGGAUUGACUCAACCUGUGAGCGUUAAUAGUAUGUCUGUAAGUGGUGCUCCUGUAAAGGGUAAUUCCGAUUACUCACCUCAAGCAGCUCAAGUUGCUCAUUCACCAAAGCCCCCAGACAAUUUUGCUGUUAAACAAUCAAUACAAAUUCAUCAACCAAGGAAAUAGAGAGUUAAAUAUAAAGUUUAAUAACAAUAUUACAAACAACAACAACAACACUAACAGCAGAAACAACAACAUCAACAACAACAAACAAAAAAACAUGAAAUUAAACAAUUCAAAUAUUUUUAUACAUCGCACAAUAGGACCCUAAAAAAAAAACUUGUUAAAAAAUUACUUUAUUCAAUUAAUAUUAUUGUUCUAUUGUUGACAACUAAUUAUUUGCAUUCCUUUAACUGUAUUUACUUUGAACAUUGUUAUAAUUAUUAUAAUUAUAUAAUCUCAGUAAAAUGAAAUGAAAAAAAAAAUAAAAAUGAUAAGAUACAAAAUAUUACCGCA
Messenger RNA from Eupeodes corollae, 761 nucleotides. Its product is annotated as death-associated protein 1. The transcript has 3 exons. Gene Ontology annotation, biological process: negative regulation of autophagy; apoptotic signaling pathway; cellular response to amino acid starvation. Bases 141 to 431 code for a protein of 96 amino acids. Gene Ontology annotation, molecular function: death domain binding. The record is from RefSeq and is a predicted model, not a curated record. Lineage: Eukaryota; Metazoa; Arthropoda; Insecta; Diptera; Syrphidae.